Molecule: messenger RNA, 784 nt
Organism: Diospyros lotus (date-plum)
Lineage: Eukaryota; Viridiplantae; Streptophyta; Magnoliopsida; Ericales; Ebenaceae
Exons: 8
Coding region: 149-691 (180 amino acids)
Cellular component (GO): membrane; signal peptidase complex
Molecular function (GO): serine-type endopeptidase activity
Source: RefSeq, a predicted model, not a curated record
CGGCCGCCGGCUCAUGCCUUAGAGGCGUGGAUCAACCUUUCCCUUCUCAUCCCCCAUUCACGAUCGGCAAUCUCGCGACCUUCCUUCCGUGGCAGCAACGACACCUCGCGGAUUUAUUCUUCUUCGGCAACAGAGAGAGAGAGAGAAGAUGGGGUGGAUCGGAGGAGCAGUGGAUUCCAUCAAAUCUCUACAGAUCAGACAAGUUCUCUCCCAAGCCGUCUGUCUCGGUAUGAUUGUCACGUCAGCACUGAUAAUAUGGAAAGGGUUAAUGUGUAUAACUGGUAGUGAAUCACCUGUUGUUGUUGUGCUUUCUGGUAGCAUGGAACCUGGCUUCAAAAGGGGUGACAUUUUGUUUUUGCAUAUGAGCAAGGAUCCUAUUCGGGCAGGAGAAAUUGUCGUGUUUAAUGUGGACGGACGUGAAAUCCCAAUUGUUCAUCGAGUAAUCAAGGUUCAUGAGCGCCAGGACACUGGAGAAGUUGAUGUUCUGACAAAAGGGGAUAAUAAUUUUGGCGAUGAUAGGUUGCUCUAUGCACAAGGCCAGCUUUGGUUGCAAAGACACCAUUUCAUGGGGAGAGCUGUUGGAUUCUUACCAUAUGUUGGUUGGGUGACCAUUAUCAUGACUGAGAAACCUAUCAUCAAGUAUUUGCUUAUAGGUGCACUGGGACUGCUGGUCAUAACUUCAAAGGACUAGAAAAUUCUAACGCAUAUUGUUGUGUUUACACUAUACUUUUUAUUGUUGUGUUUACACUAUACUUUUAUUAUUACAUCAAUCCUUUUAUUAUUA